Molecule: messenger RNA, 1623 nt
Organism: Phacochoerus africanus (Common warthog)
Lineage: Eukaryota; Metazoa; Chordata; Mammalia; Artiodactyla; Suidae
Gene: HS3ST3A1
Product: heparan sulfate-glucosamine 3-sulfotransferase 3A1
Exons: 2
Coding region: 96-1316 (406 amino acids)
Molecular function (GO): [heparan sulfate]-glucosamine 3-sulfotransferase activity
Source: RefSeq, a predicted model, not a curated record
UGCAGCGCGCAGGCCCUCUCGGAGGAUGUCAUGGCACCUGGCGGAGCCCCGGCCUAGGAUGGCCCGCUCGCUGCCCGACGUCGCCUCCGGCUAGGAUGGCCCCUCCGGACCCGGCCGGCGCCCACCCCACCUUGCCCGAGCCGCUGUCCCGCCGCAUCUUCCGGAAGUUCUUGCUGAUGCUCUGCUCCCUGCUCACGUCCCUGUAUGUCUUCUACUGCCUGGCCGAGCGCUGCCAGACCCUUUCUCGGCCCGUCGUGGGGCUGUCGGGAGGCGGCGAGGAGGCUGGGGCUCCGGGUCGCAGCGUCCCGGCUGGAGGCCUGGGAGAGCUGGCGGCGUGGCCCGCGGCCGCGCGGAAAAAACGCCUCCUGCAAGUGCAGCCGUGGCGGAAGCACCGGCCGCCCGCACCGCACGGCGACGGCGAGGAGGCGGCCUGGGAAGAGGAGCUCCCGGGCCUGGCGGGGAGUCCCGGCGGCUCCGGGGCCGGGAGCAGCGUGGCCGAGCCCCCGCCGGGGACCCUAGCCCUGCUCCUGGACGAAGGCAGUAAGCAGCUGCCGCAGGCCAUCAUCAUCGGCGUGAAGAAGGGCGGCACGCGGGCGCUGCUCGAGUUCCUGCGCGUGCACCCCGACGUGCGCGCCGUAGGCGCCGAGCCCCACUUCUUCGACCGCAGCUACGACAAGGGCCUCGCCUGGUACCGGGACCUGAUGCCGCGGACCCUGGACGGGCAGAUCACCAUGGAGAAGACGCCCAGCUACUUCGUGACGCGCGAGGCGCCCGCGCGCAUCUCGGCCAUGUCCAAGGCCACCAAGCUCAUCGUGGUGGUGCGGGACCCGGUGACCAGGGCCGUCUCGGACUACACGCAGACGCUCUCCAAGCGGCCCGACAUCCCCACCUUCGAGAGCCUGACCUUCCGGAACCGGAGCGCCGGCCUCAUCGACACGUCGUGGAGCGCCAUCCAGAUCGGCCUCUACGCCAAGCACCUGGAGCACUGGCUGCGCCACUUCCCGCUCCGCCAGAUGCUCUUCGUCAGCGGCGAGCGCCUCAUCCGCGACCCGGCCGGCGAGCUGGGCCGCGUGCAGGACUUCCUGGGCCUCAAGCGCAUCAUCAGCGACAAGCACUUCUACUUCAACCAGACCAAGGGCUUCCCCUGCCUCAAGAAGGCCGAGGGCAGCGGCCGCCCGCACUGCCUGGGCAAGACCAAGGGCAGGCCGCACCCCGAGAUCGAGCGCGAGGUGCUGCGGCGGCUGCGCGACUUCUACCGGCCCUUCAACCGCAAGUUCUACCAGAUGACCGGCCAGGACUUCGGCUGGGACGGCUGACAGUUUAAUUUAAAAAGAAAGAGAGUAUCAGAAUAUAAUAUAUUUUUUUACCGGUCGGGUAGAGAAAAGGCAGUCUACUAUUUGCGCUGCAGAUAAUGUGUCUCCGUAGUUUUUUCAAUGAAUGUGAAAGAGAUUUUUCUUCUCCCCGCCACCGCCGUCUUCCCGAACCGCCGACGGCCAGCAUUUGGAUCAACGCGAACGGAAACCUUCAGGCGUCUCGAUUCUCUCCAUUUUCCGUUUCUAUUUUAUGUUUUAUAUACAUAAUGGUGAAGUAUGAGCCUAAGUUGCAUUAAAACUUUUAAGAAAA